AUGUCACGACUAGUUCAAUUCACCAGCAACCAACUCCGGAUAAAAUCGAGCGCUGGUAGAACUCUGUUCAACGUCCUACUGAGCCAUCCAAACGAGUUCAAUCGGACCUCAACUAUCAAUCAAAUACGGACCAAAGUUUCAUCGCGUCAGACUGGCGGUGGCAAAUCAAAAGCUGGAAAGCCAAGCGAGAAUCGAUCCGCUCAGACCAAAGGGUAUCUCAAGAAAUCGAAGGAUGCAAACAGUAACACAGACGGGAAAUCGGACCGUUAUGAGGUGAUCAGACAGAUGAUGUACGAGCAGGACCCUAAAAUGGACGACUCAGCCCGUUUGGCUCGAUUGCAAAAGGCCGUACCCGAAUUCGAGAUACACGAAACGAUUGACAGAGCAUGGAAACUAAACGAAAGACACCAAAGAGAAAAGCAAGCAGAAGAACUUGAAAAACAGUAUCAAUCGAUGAAUAACGCAUUAGAAGAACUUCGAUUGACCGAUUUGAAGCUGUAUUUGAAGGUCAUCAAAGACGAAAAUGGAUCAACUCACCGGUUACAAAACAUCGUUCAAACCAGUCAGAAAGAUCAAAUCAAUCUGAACUCGACGGGCAAAUUGACUGGGCUAUUUCCUAGGCAACUCAAGCUGCCGGUGGAAUCUCUACCAAACCCCGACAAGGUGUGGGAUCAUGAUUGGAAGAAUCCGACAGAUCCAUCAUGUUAA
This is a messenger RNA of Puccinia triticina, 708 nucleotides long. RefSeq lists its product as uncharacterized. The transcript is spliced from 2 exons. Gene Ontology annotation, biological process: mitochondrial translation. The record is from RefSeq and is a predicted model, not a curated record. Bases 1 to 708 code for a protein of 235 amino acids. NCBI's taxonomy places the organism in Eukaryota, Fungi, Basidiomycota, Pucciniomycetes, Pucciniales, Pucciniaceae. Gene Ontology annotation, molecular function: structural constituent of ribosome.